AUGGAUCCCGACGCGCCCCACAAGUUUCCUGAAGAGCGCGAAGGACUACCGGCUGGCCAUCUGCACGAAAAAGUCGAAGAUGCGACAACCACAGGCCACUCUCAGGUCGACAACAUCGCGGACCUAGAAGAGCGCCAACAACAUGGAGGCUACCAAGCCCCGGAAUCCAGUACCGAAGGCUACAGCGCCAUUCGCGGAGGCGUCAACGUGGAGCGUGCAGAGGCCAGCUUUGCGGAACUCAACAGAGAGCUCUCGCGGACGAGCUCGCAUAUGCGCAGCUUGUCGCGGACGCAGAGCAGACGGAGUAUCGCCAGAGCUGCUGCCCCGGACGUGGAGAAAGCAGAGUCGGAUGAGAGCACGGAGGAGCAAUUUGACCUCGAGCGCACCUUGAGGGGCAACAGAGAUGAAGAGGAGGCGGCAGGUAUCAAAAGUAAGAGAAUUGGUGUCAUCUGGGACGAACUUACCGUUAGCGGGAUCGGUGGCGUCAAGAACUAUGUCAAGACGUUUCCGAUGGCCUUUGUGUCUUUCUUCAACGUGGUGGAGACUGCGAUGAACAUCUUUGGGGUGGGAAAGAAGGGUAAAGAGUUUGACAUCUUGAAGGAUUUCCGUGGCGUGACGAAGCCUGGUGAGAUGGUGCUGGUGCUGGGAAAACCGGGCAGCGGGUGCACGACCUUUCUUAAGGUCAUCAGCAACCAGCGCUUUGGGUACACCAAGGUCGACGGAGAAGUUCUUUAUGGCCCUUUCGACAGUGCUUUUUUUGAGAAACGGUACCGUGGGGAGGCUGUCUACAAUCAAGAGGACGAUGUUCACCAUCCUACGCUCACUGUAGGACAGACGCUUGACUUUGCAUUAGAGACAAAGGUCCCCGGCAAGCGACCGGCUGGUCUAUCAAGACAUGAUUUCAAGGACAAAGUAGUCGACAUGCUGCUGAAGAUGUUCAACAUCGAGCACACGAAGAACACGAUUGUCGGCAACCCUUUUGUGAGGGGCGUGUCAGGAGGCGAACGCAAGCGCGUAUCUAUUGCCGAGAUGAUGGUGACGGGUGCGUCAGUCUGUUCCUGGGACAACACCACUCGCGGCCUUGACGCGUCGACCGCUCUGGACUAUGCCAAAUCUCUGCGCGUUAUCACCAACAUCUACCAAACCACCACUUUCGUUUCCUUGUACCAGGCCUCCGAGUCGAUCUACAGGCAGUUCGACAAGGUCAUGGUCAUCGACGAAGGCCGCCAAGUCUAUUAUGGACCUGCAAAGGAAGCGCGUGCCUACUUUGAGGGGCUGGGCUUUCUCGAGAAACCGCGACAGACAACACCAGACUAUUUGACUGGCUGCACAGAUGCAUUUGAACGAGAGUAUAAGCCAGGCCGAAGCGCGGAGAACGCGCCGCAUGAUCCGGAUUCGCUUGUGGAGGCUUUCAAGAGGUCUCCCUAUUCGUCCCGACUGGAGCAGGAAAUGGUGGAGUAUCGCCAGAGCAUUGCCGAAGAGAAGCACAUCUACGAGAACUUCCAGAUUGCUGUGAAGGAAAGCAAGAGGCACGCUUCCAAGAAAUCCGUCUAUUCGAUACCUUUCUACCUCCAAAUUUGGGCACUCAUGAAGCGCCAGUUCCUGCUGAAGUGGCAAGACAAGUUCUCUCUCGUCGUCUCCUGGAUAACUUCUAUCGUCAUCGCCAUCAUUACAGGUACCGUUUGGCUCAAUCAACCCCGGUCCAGCGCUGGUGCAUUCACUCGCGGUGGUGUCCUCUUCAUUGCUCUGCUCUUCAAUGCUUUCCAGGCGUUCGGCGAACUGGCGUCCACCAUGUUGGGCCGACCAAUCAUCAACAAACAUCGCGCCUACACGUUUCAUCGACCGUCCGCACUAUGGUUUGCGCAGAUCAUCAUCGAUCUGGUGUUUUCAGCUGCUCAGAUACUCGUCUUCAGUAUCAUCGUGUAUUUCAUGUGUGGCCUGGUGCGCGACGCAGGAGCCUUCUUCAUCUUCGUGCUGAUGAUUGUUUCGACUUACCUUGCGAUGACAUUGUUCUUCCGUACCGUGGGGUGUCUCUGCCCAGACUUUGAUGUGGCUAUUCGCUUGGCUGCUACAAUCAUUACCUUCUUCGUACUCACGUCAGGCUACCUUAUUCAGUACCAAUCCGAACAAGUCUGGCUUCGCUGGAUCUUUUGGAUCAACGCCCUUGGUUUGGGAUUCUCUGCGAUGAUGAUGAACGAGUUCGGCAGGAUCGAUUUGGUUUGCACCGCGGAGUCAUUGAUCCCGUCAGGCCCAGGGUACACUGACCUCAACUAUCAAACAUGCACCCUGCCUGGUAGCGUUCCCGGCUCAAACGUCGUUUCCGGAAGCGAUUAUGUACGAAUAGCAUUCCAGUACGCUACCGGUGACCUGUGGCGGAACUGGGGCAUCAUCAUCGCUUUGAUCGUUGCCUUCCUGAUCGCCAACGCCGUGCUCGGCGAGUACAUCAAGUGGGGCGCUGGAGGCAAGACGGUGACGUUGUUCGCCAAAGAAAACAAGGAGCUCAAGGAGCUGAACAUGAAGCAGCGCCAAAAACGAGACCAGAGGCAUCGUAAAGAAGGCCAGGCAAAUGAAGAAGACGGCCUCAAUAUCGCUUCUAAGGCCGUACUUACUUGGGAGGACAUUUGUUACGACGUUCCAGUGCCGUCAGGCCAACUGAGGUUGCUGAACAACAUCUACGGUUACGUCAAACCUGGCCAGCUGACAGCUCUCAUGGGCGCUUCCGGAGCCGGUAAAACCACGCUACUCGACGUGCUUGCCGCUCGUAAGAACAUUGGUGUCAUCACUGGUGACAAGCUAGUCGACGGGAAAGCGCCUGGUAUCGCGUUUCAGAGAGGCACUUCAUAUGCGGAGCAGCUCGAUGUCCAUGAACCUGCUCAAACUGUGCGUGAGGCACUGCGCUUCUCCGCCGACUUGCGCCAACCGUACGAAACACCUCAGGAGGAGAAAUACGCGUACGUGGAAGAGAUCAUCUCUCUACUGGAGAUGGAAGACAUUGCGGACGCCAUCAUUGGUGAACCUGAAAGUGGCUUAGCAGUCGAACAACGCAAGCGCGUAACUAUUGGAGUCGAGUUGGCUGCUAAACCAGAGCUUCUGCUGUUCCUUGACGAGCCCACCAGUGGUCUCGACAGCCAGAGCGCCUUCAACAUCGUCCGCUUCCUUCGCAAGCUCGCCGCUGCUGGACAGGCUAUCCUCUGCACCAUUCAUCAACCCAAUUCCGCGCUCUUCGAGUCGUUUGACAGGCUACUGCUUCUGCAACGAGGCGGCCGCUGCGUAUACUUCGGUGAUAUCGGCAAGGACGCGCAUGUGCUGCUUGACUACUACCACCGUCAUGGCGCCGACUGUCCUCCAGAUGCCAACCCGGCCGAAUGGAUGCUCGAUGCCAUUGGCGCUGGUCAAGCACCCCGUAUUGGCAAGCGUGACUGGGCCGACGUCUGGACCGACUCGGAUGAGUUCGCGGCUAUCAAGGAAGAGAUUGUGGAGAUCAAGCGCCGCCGAAUCGAAGAGGUUGGGAACCAGCCGCCAGCCAUUCAGAAGGAGUAUGCCACUCCUCUGUGGCACCAGAUCAAGAUGGUCAACAAACGCGCUCAGCUGUCGUUCUGGCGGACGCCCAAUUACGGAUUCACCAGGCUCUUCAACCACGUCAUCAUUGCUCUGCUUACCGGUCUCAUGUAUCUUCAACUGGACGACUCGCGCACUUCUCUGCAGUAUCGUGUCUUUAUCAUCUUCCAGGUUACCGUGCUCCCGGCACUGAUCCUCGCACAAGUUGAGCCGAAGUACGCCAUCGCCCGCAUGAUAUCGUACCGCGAGCAAGCAGCGAAGGCGUACAAGACCCUUCCAUUCGCACUGUCCAUGGUCCUAGCCGAGAUGCCCUACAGCAUUCUCUGCGCUGUCGGGUUCUUCCUUCCGCUCUACUACAUUCCAGGUUUCAAUCCUUCCACUAGCAGGGCCGGCUAUCAGUUCUUUAUAGUGCUCAUCACGGAGAUCUUCUCGGUCACCUUGGGUCAGAUGAUCGCGGCGCUGACGCCAUCGCCUUUCAUCAGCUCGCUGGUGAAUCCUUUUAUUAUCGUUGUAUUCGCUCUGAUGUGUGGCGUUACCGUCCCAUAUCCAUCCAUGCCCUCAUUCUGGAGAGUGUGGCUAUAUGAGCUAGACCCCUUUACCCGCUUGAUCGGCGGUAUGGUGGUGACUGAGCUGCAUGAGCUACCUGUCCAGUGUACGCCGGGUGAACUCAACAGUUUCACGGCACCUCCAGGUCAAGACUGCGGCACAUACAUGUCCGACUUCUUCGCGAAUGGCGGCCCCGGGUACUUGAUCAACAACGUGACCGAUGUGUGCGAAUACUGCGCGUUCGCCGUUGGUGAUCAGUUCUACGAGCCGCUUGGGUACAGCUUCGAUUAUAGGUGGAGGGACCUGGGCAUCUUCGCGGCCUUUAUUGGCAGCAACUUGAUUUUGCUGUUCAUCGCUGCCCGAUAUCUAAACUUCAACCGCCGCUAG
Molecule: messenger RNA, 4491 nt
Organism: Coniosporium apollinis CBS 100218
Lineage: Eukaryota; Fungi; Ascomycota; Dothideomycetes
Exons: 7
Coding region: 1-4491 (1496 amino acids)
Biological process (GO): transmembrane transport
Cellular component (GO): membrane
Molecular function (GO): ATP binding; ABC-type transporter activity; ATP hydrolysis activity
Source: RefSeq, a predicted model, not a curated record